AUGGCUGACCACGCAACCGCUGACCUGAAAUAUGGUCACUUUGGUCAGGCCAUAUACCAUUCCGAGGAAACCACCUGGCUGUUUCCUAGAAACCCUGAGCCUUCCUCUACCUUGCAGCCUCUGGGCACCUCACAGAUCGUCUUCAAGUCACAACGCCCUCAAUCGCGACCAGACUCGACGACCACUCAGAAACCAAGCGUCCAGCUGAACCACCAGCUCGCCGAACUUCUCACAAGAGACCCGACCUUGGCUCCUGGCGCCCAUCUCCUGGCUGAACCUGCCAUCGUGUCACAAGAGGUCCAAAAGACCGUCGUUCGCUACGAUCCGACGCUGGGUCAUCUGUUAGCUUUCGGCCGCGUGCCAGACCAUGCCAUAAAGCGCUCUAUGCAAAUCGCUGCCUUUCCUGCUGUCGAUUACGCACACGUUCUGCGCCUCGUCCAAGUCCAACCUCAAAAGCAUGGUUGGGAUCGAAACAAGUCCAUAUGGAUCGAUGUACCCCGAAUCUAUGGAGAAUCUGGCAUUUGGGAAGCCCCUCAUCCCAUACGUCAAGUCUGUUUCGCAGAUGCCGACGAAGACUCGAAUCUGGCUCGCACUCUCGCUGUGCGCACCACGCUUGCUGUUCACAUUUUGCGUGUUGCCGCGCGGAAGCACACCUCUUCUUGGAACACUCUUACCGCUACACCGUCUCGUUUCCACACGGAUCAGUUGUGUACUCUGAGUUUGGAUCUCUUCAGAGGCCUGGCUCCUGCUCAUAUGGCUUUCAAUCAUUGGUAUCCUAGCCAGUUCAUCACCGUCGAUCAAUACGGCACCUGGCAUGUCUGGGACUCGAGUCUCAAACAGAUUCCAUCCAAGUAUGGCAAGCCGACGGAGCUGUGCCGUGGGGCUACCAAUGAUCAGGCUGUUCCGGCUCAUGAGACGACCGCCAGCCUCUUAGAUGACGGCUGGGGGAGAUGCAUGUGGGCCGGCAACGUCCAAACCAUCGUUACCGCCAGUCGCAGAUCUUUAGCGGUAUAUGACAUCCAGGGGAAGCCCGUGAGACUGCAAUCUCCCAAUCUCGGCCUUGUUGGGACCCCACAUUGGAUCCUUGAUGUUAUGCUCAGUCCCCUAGAUCCGACUAUCAUCUUUGUUCUCACUUCCGUGUCGCUGUUCUGUGUGCGUGUGCGAUGCUUGGACGAGUUCGAUCCCGAAAGUUAUAGCACUGCUGGUGCCGAGCUCGUUUUACAAUGCAGGCACUUCAGAGACCCCGAAGACAUCGGACUAAGCCUAUCAGUUCUAGUCGAGGAUCCAAACGUCGUUGUUUUCAUCCAAUCGUCACUGAGUCCGCUUGCGACAAGCUACAGGUUUACCUCUCACGAGUCCUCACCUCAGUUCAUGACGGCCGCAGAUGCGACUCAAAUCGUUUUACCAGAGCUCCCUUCGGCAGUCACUGCUUCUCCGGCUGCUCUAGGCUUCUUACUUCAGAAUGCAAAUUAUGGGGAGAGUGCGCACCAUGAACAGCCAUCUGGUCCUGGAAAGCACUAUCGAGACUCUUCCGUGAGAUUUUUUGUUGCAACCGCCAUAGCGAGCGAUAUGGUCGUUGUGCAGAAACUGUAUUAUACAUUGCCGACCUCGUUGGCCGAGUCAUUGCUGCCUAUAGUCACGCCUCCUGAUUGGCGUGGGAGGCUCGUUCACAGUCGUCCUCGACUUCAAGAAACCGGAUUUGUCGAGCAACAUGUGACCAAUCAAGAGACACGAAAUUUUCAAGAAGACCAGGACCUGGACGCUCUAUCUCGAGUGAACACAUUGAAGUCAACUUCAGACACAUGGACCAUGCUAUACGAGCUUUCCCACGCGCGGACUACUAGCGCUGCUUCGCAAAUAGAGGAUUUCUCACGCAUACUCGAACGAGCGGAGCAAACUCUGGAGUCUGCUGAACACAAUAUCCAUGGCUACAGACUGUUGUCGGAGCUUUGCGACAAACAAAUCCUGGUACCUGACAUUGAUCAAGCUAAUGCCGAAUUCAAGGAUAUGAUCGCGUCUAGAACGGAAUACAGAAACAUCCCCGAAGCGUCCGAAACAUACCUGCAACUCGCGAGUAUCGCUAGCAAGUCUGCUCUGAAUCUUGGUGUCACAACCGAUAUGAACCCAACCUCAGUCUACGACAAUAUCAUAGCCUGUUGGCUGACACCACUUUCUCAAACCGUACCUGGCAGAGUGCGGCUCGUCAAGGAACAACUAGCACGAAGAAUCGCUGCCGAGAUUUGUCUUGCAAGUCACGUUCUCAGACAACCAUCUGUGAGGCCAGCCGAAGUGGAAACGCAAAUGCCAGAGACUCAGGCCACUGACGACCUAUUUUCUUCUCAACUACGUUCUAUGCAGUCCUCACUCCCAACCCCUUCACCGACAGCCACACCUUCAAUGACUACAGCCACAUCGUUGUCCAGCCAUCCAUCAACUCUGGUGUCAGGCGAAUUCUCGCGACUUCAACGAUACACUUCAUUUGCAUCGGAAAAGCCUACACCGGGUCCCUUACCCAAGACUCUGACCAACACACUUGCGCAUUGGAGCCUUGGCGGUGACCCUGGCGAAUACGACUGGCUGAGUAUGCAAAGAGAGCAGGAGAGGAGGGCUGAGGAAGAAGACGAGGACCUGACGCCCAAAGAGCGAGCGAGAUUGAAGCGGCGUGCCGAGAAGUUGUUGUUCAAGCAGAGGCGCGAAGCAGAAAAGGCGUCCGCCAUGACUCUCGCGAAUAGCCAAGUUCCCGGCAUCGUGAGUGCGAGUCAGCCGGCAUUCGCGACACCUUCUAGAAGCGAAGCACCGAAUGUCCCUCAGUCCGCUAGAGCAGCAAGUCAGGGCACCCAGCUGCUAGCAAGCUCUCAAGCUCAGCCGAACAUGUUUACUAGCCAAGUUCAGCCAGGGCGGUUUGGGGGAAAACCGGCAAAGAAGAAACGCAGGGUUAUUGGGUUCUAA
Aureobasidium subglaciale EXF-2481 is the source of this 2949-nucleotide messenger RNA. RefSeq lists its product as uncharacterized. NCBI's taxonomy places the organism in Eukaryota, Fungi, Ascomycota, Dothideomycetes, Dothideales, Saccotheciaceae. Gene Ontology annotation, biological process: nucleolar large rRNA transcription by RNA polymerase I. The coding region runs from base 1 to 2949 and encodes 982 amino acids. The transcript is spliced from 2 exons. The record is from RefSeq and is a predicted model, not a curated record. Gene Ontology annotation, molecular function: RNA polymerase I general transcription initiation factor binding; RNA polymerase I transcription regulatory region sequence-specific DNA binding. Gene Ontology annotation, cellular component: RNA polymerase I core factor complex.